Messenger RNA from Candidula unifasciata, 790 nucleotides. The record is from the annotation of a GenBank genome assembly. NCBI's taxonomy places the organism in Eukaryota, Metazoa, Mollusca, Gastropoda, Stylommatophora, Geomitridae.
UAUUUUACCAAAGAGCCCCAGGUCUAGUCCGGUCCUGGUCAAGAGGACACCGUCUCCUACCUCAUCUGUGGAAAUGGGCAGUUUUGGAGAUCCUGUCUCACCUUUCUCGUCAUCCAUGCCGUUGUCACCAUCAGCUCUGGUAAAUGGUACCCCUGACUCUCCCGGUUCUGGGGAUUCCCCUUUUCCAAGAGAGCAUAGAAGAGCAGCCCAUUUGUCUGCUGAGCAGAAGCGGAGGUGUAACCUCAAGACUGGCUUUGACAUGCUUCAGCAGCUAGUUCCGUCCAUAUCGCAGAAUCCUAAAGUCAGCAAAGCCACCAUGCUGCAGAAAACUGCUGAGUACUGUAAAAAGUUGAAAUCUGAGAGGUCACAGAUGCAUAAAGAAGCUGCCAUUUUGAAACAGGAAAUCGAUUCGCAGCUUCCAGAAACUGGUGUGCCGGUUACCAGACAACGUAAAGAUAUGAUGAAAGACAUAUUUGACGAAUAUGUCAGGUCGCGAACGGUUGAAAACAGCAAAUUUUGGAUUUUUUCCAUGCUGAUGAGCUCUCUCUGCGAGUCCUACUGCAGUACAGUAUCCACAUCCAGCAUGGAGGAGUUGUGCCGGACAACCCUCACUUGGCUGGACCAGUCAUGUUCAUUAGUUAAUCUCAGGCCAAGUGUACUAAAUGCUUUAAGGCAGUUGAGCACCAGUACGCCAAUACUGACAGAACCUCAGAGGAUGAAGGAGCAUGCACUGCAGGUAGUCUCUAGGAAAGGAAAGGUGCAGCGGAGCAGCAACAUGUCGGCCAGAUAG